Messenger RNA from Symbiodinium pilosum, 281 nucleotides. The record is from the annotation of a GenBank genome assembly. Lineage: Eukaryota; Dinophyceae; Suessiales; Symbiodiniaceae.
GUAUGGCUACACCUUCCCAGCAGUGGUAAAGGUGGGCUCUGCUCAUGCGGGCGUUGGAAAGAUGAAGAUCCACGACCACAGGCAGAUGAGUGACUUCCGCUCAGUGCUGGAGAUGAUGCCAGACGAGCACUGCAUGGUGGAACCCUUCAUUGAAACCCAAGGAGAUCUGAGAAUUCAGAAGAUCGGCGAUCACUAUCGUGCCUUCAAACGCUUGGGACUUUCUGGGGACUGGAAGACGAACACCUGUACCGCGAUUAUGGAUGAGAUCGAGUGCAUCGAGC